AUGCAUAAUAAAAAUAUGACUGAAAAAGAGCUUUAUUGCUCUGAGUCACGAGAAUUAUCCAGAGACAAGCGAUAUGAAUAUUUUUUAGAGUUCAUAAACAAAUCAAGGACUAUUUCUAUGGAAUUCAGAAAUGACAAAAAGCAAAUCCGAAGCAAAUUGAAGCCAACUUUGGAAUGGUCUCAAAGGAUAUUUGGGGAUAUUUUAUUUGGGCUUGGGUAUGGGUAUAUGCUCAACAAUUGAAUAAAAUCAAGAAAUAUAUAUUUUUUCACAGUAGGAGCUUCGCUGGCGGUUUUUAGUUAUUAUGAUUAUGAAAGUGACAAAAUAACCAAAUACAAAUUAGCUGAAAAAUAUAAUAUUGGCACGCUUUUAGCGUGCCCUAACGUUUUUUCCUCCUCAGAAGCUGGAGAUUUUAACUCGUCACUUGAAGGUGACUAGUUAAAUCCCAAAUUUGCGGACCUUAUUGAAUUUAUCAACUUGGAUUUUGCUUGUCACCUUCAAGUGAUCCAAGUUCUUAAGGAGGAAGUAACCUUAGGGUACGCUAAAAGCGUGCCCACACUAUAUGAAAAACUUGCGCUGGAUUAUCAUUGCAAGAAAUUCAAUAAGUAA
Molecule: messenger RNA, 606 nt
Organism: Blepharisma stoltei
Lineage: Eukaryota; Ciliophora; Heterotrichea; Heterotrichida; Blepharismidae
Source: the annotation of a GenBank genome assembly